CCCGCCCUGGGCUAGACUGCGAAGUCGUGGAUCCGGUUUGGUCGGGUGGGUCAGCUACUGGGAGAAAAUACACCGAGCCCCCCGGGGCUGCGGCGGCAGCAUGGUGGGCCCGGAGAAGGAGCAGAGCUGGAUCCCUAAGAUCUUCAGGAAGAAGGUGUGCACGACGUUCAUAGUGGACCUCUGCGAUGAUUCCGGAGGGACCUUGUGCCAAUGUGGGAGACCACGGAAUGCCCACCCGUCUGUGGCUGUGGAGGACGCCUUUGGGGCAGCUGUAGUUUCAGAGUGGAGCAGUGACGAACACACUACAGAGAAGCCCACAGAUGCCUAUGGAGACCUGGACUUCAUAUAUUCUGGCAGAAGGCCCAGCAACUUCCUCCGGCUGUCUGACCGCACAGAUCCGGCCACUGUGUACAGUCUCGUCACCCGUACUUGGGGCUUUCGUGCCCCAAACUUGGUGGUGUCAGUACUGGGGGGGUCGGGGGGCCCCGUGCUCCAGACCUGGCUACAGGACCUUCUACGUCAUGAGCUGGUGCGAGCCGCUCAGAGCACAGGGGCCUGGAUUGUCACAGGGGGACUGCACACAGGCAUAGGCCGGCAUGUGGGUGUGGCUGUGAGGGACCACCAGAUGGCCAGCACUGGGGGCAGCAAGGUGGUGGCCAUGGGUGUGGCCCCCUGGGGUGUGGUCCGGAACAGAGAUAUGCUGAUCAACCCUAAGGGCUCAUUCCCUGCAAGGUACAGAUGGCGCGGUGACCCUGAGGACGGAGUUGAGUUCCCCCUGGACUACAACUAUUCUGCUUUCUUCUUGGUGGAUGACGGCACAUAUGGGCGCCUGGGCGGUGAGAACCGCUUCCGCCUUCGCUUUGAGUCCUACGUGGCUCAGCAGAAGACUGGAGUGGGAGGGACUGGAAUUGACAUCCCUGUACUCCUUCUUCUCAUCGAUGGUGAUGAGAAGAUGUUGAAGCGGAUAGAGGAUGCCACACAGGCUCAGCUCCCCUGCCUCUUGGUGGCUGGCUCUGGCGGUGCUGCAGACUGCCUGGUGGAGACCCUGGAAGACACUCUGGCCACAGGGAGUGGGGGACUCAGGAGAGGCGAAGCCCGAGAUCGGAUUAGGCGUUAUUUCCCUAAGGGAGACCCUGAGGUCCUGCAGGCCCAGGUCGAGAGGAUCAUGACCCGAAAAGAGCUGCUCACCAUCUAUUCGACCGAAGAUGGCGCCGAGGAGUUUGAGACGAUUGUUUUGAGGGCACUUGUGAAAGCAUGUGGGAGCUCUGAGGCCUCAGCAUACCUGGAUGAGCUGCGUUUGGCUGUGGCCUGGAACCGUGUGGACAUUGCCCAAAGUGAACUUUUCCGCGGGGACAUCCAGUGGCGGUCUUUCCACCUGGAGGCCUCUCUCAUGGACGCUCUGCUGAAUGACCGGCCUGAGUUUGUGCGCUUGCUCGUCUCCCAUGGCCUUAGCCUGGGCCACUUCCUGACGCCCUCGCGCCUGGCCCAGCUGUACAGUGCAGUGUCCCCUAACUCACUCAUCCGCAGUCUCCUGGACCAGGCAGCGCACAGUGGCGGCAGCAGAAUCCCACCUAUGAAAGAUGGGGCCAUCGCGUUCCACGUGGGGCAAGUUCUGAGGACGCUGUUGGGAGAAACGUGUGCGCCGAGGUACCCUGCCAGGAAUACCCGAGACUCUCAGCUGGGCCAGGACUGCAGCGAGAGCGCCCAACUACUUUUGGAUUGCGCCUCGAGGCCGAUGGAUGUCAACUUUGAACAAGGCCCCUGGAGUGACCUGCUUAUCUGGGCUUUGUUGUUGAACAGAGCCCAGAUGGCCAUUUAUUUCUGGGAGAAGGGCUCCAACUCAGUGGCCUCUGCCCUGGGGGCAUGUCUCCUUCUCCGGGUGAUGGCUCGCCUAGAGUGGGAGGCUGAGGAGGCUACACGGCGGAAGGACCUGGCAGCCAAGUUUGAGAGCAUGAGCGUGGACCUCUUUGGAGAAUGUUACCAUAACAGUGAGGAACGAGCAUUUCGCCUGCUUCUUCGACGCUGUCCCCUGUGGGGAGAGGCCACCUGCCUUCAGCUUGCCAUGCAGGCAGAUGCCCGCUCAUUCUUUGCCCAGGAUGGGGUACAGUCUCUGCUGACACAGAAGUGGUGGGGGGAGAUGGACAACACCACCCCUAUCUGGGCCCUGCUUCUCGCCUUCUUCUGCCCCCCUCUGAUCUGCACCCGUCUCAUCCCCUUCAGGAAGCCAGAGGAGGAGUCCACACAGAAGAACCCUGACUUCGACCUGGAUAGCAGCAUCAAUGGAGCGGGUCCUGUGGGGCCUUCAGAGCCCUCCGCGAAGGUGGCCCUGGAGAGGCGACGGCGGCCAGGACGUGCCCUCUGCGGUGGCAGCUGCUCCAAGCGCUGGUCGCACUUCUGGGGUGCUCCGGUGACCGCCUUCCUGGGCAACGUGGUCAGUUACCUGCUGUUCCUGCUGCUGUUCGCGCACGUGUUGCUGGUGGAUUUCCAGCCCGCGGCGCCCGGUGCCUUCGAGCUGCUGCUGUACUUCUGGGCCUUCACGCUGCUGUGCGAAGAGCUGCGCCAGGGCCUGGGUGGCGGCUGGGGGAGCCUGGCCAGCGGCGGACCUGGGCCCGGCGAAGCUCCCCUGCGCCACCGGCUGCACCUCUACCUCUCAGAUGCCUGGAACCAGUGUGACCUGCUGGCACUCACCUGCUUCCUGCUAGGCGUUGGCUGCAGGUUGACCCCUGGGCUGCGUGACUUGGGCCGCACGGUCCUCUGCCUCGACUUCAUGGUCUUCACACUGCGGCUGCUUCACAUCUUCACGGUGAACAAGCAACUGGGACCCAAGAUUGUCAUCGUGAGCAAGAUGAUGAAGGACGUAUUCUUUUUCCUCUUCUUCCUCUGUGUAUGGCUUGUGGCUUACGGGGUGGCCACAGAGGGGAUCCUGCGGCCCCAGGACCGCAGCCUACCGAGUAUCCUGCGUCGCGUCUUCUACCGUCCCUAUCUGCAGAUCUUUGGGCAGAUUCCCCAGGAGGAAAUGGAUGUGGCCCUCAUGAAUCCAGGUAACUGCUCUGCGGAGCAAGGCUUCUGGGCUUACCCAGAAGGGCCUGUCUCGGGCUUCUGCGUGUCCCAGUAUGCCAACUGGCUGGUGGUGUUGCUCCUCGUCGUCUUCCUGCUGGUGGCCAACAUCCUGCUGCUCAAUCUGCUCAUCGCCAUGUUCAGCUACACCUUCAGCAAAGUACAAGACAACAGCGACCUCUACUGGAAGGCACAACGCUACAGCCUCAUCCGGGAAUUCCACUCCAGGCCUGCGCUGGCCCCGCCCCUUAUCAUCAUCUCUCACGUGCGCCUUCUCAUCAGGUGGCUGCGCAGGUGUCAUUGGGCACCCUCCCCAGUCGUCGAACACUUCCGUGUCUACCUCUCUAAGGAAGCAGAACGGAAGUUGCUGACUUGGGAGUCUGUGCACAAAGAGAACUUCUUAUUGGCACAAGCUCGUGACAAGCGAGACAGUGACUCGGAGCGCCUGAAACGCACGUCUCAGAAGGUGGACACGGCACUGAAGCAGCUGGGACAGAUUAGAGAGUAUGAGCGGCGCCUGAAGGGGCUGGAGAAAGAGGUCCAACACUGUACUCGCGUCCUGAGUUGGGUGGCUGAGGCCCUUAGCAGCUCUGCCUUGCUGCCUCCAGGGGGGCCACCCCCUCCAAGCCCACCUGGGUCCAAAGACUGAGUGUUCCUGGUGGAUUCCUAGGUAUUGGCGUCCAUAGAGGCUUCAUUUCCAGAGUUGGGCCCAGCCUGCCUCAAUCUACACAACUGGCGGCCUUAUCCUCACCAUGAGUCGCAUGCUCGGGGAGAGGGGGGGGGAGGGGCGUUGCCUGCUCAACAACCUCAGAGUGUCACCAUGGGAACCCCAGCAGGCCUGGCUCCUCCCAGGGGCAGCCCCACCUUGGGUGGAUCAAACUCUGAGCUGGCAACGUUGGGCUUUCCACAAGCAGAGGGGGCCAGAGGGUCCCGGGGUUACAGGGACCACAGACCCUAUUCACAGCUUCCCCACAAUGGGGAAAAUAAAACCUUUUGAUAGGAA
Molecule: messenger RNA, 4060 nt
Organism: Myodes glareolus (Bank vole)
Lineage: Eukaryota; Metazoa; Chordata; Mammalia; Rodentia; Cricetidae
Source: RefSeq, a predicted model, not a curated record